AUGUUAAAGUUUAAUCGUUUAUGCGGAAAAUCCGAAUAUUUGCCAUCUAUUAAGAAUUCGGAUUUGACGGUCACAAAAAGAUUGAAACACCAACACAAUAUGAAGGAAUGGUAUCAAAUAUUAGAAGUUUCUGAAAAUUGUGAGGAUGAAACAUUAAGAUUGGCAUUUCUUUAUUUAGCCAAACGGUUUCAUCCAGACAGUGGCACAUCUGAAGCUAGUGCAGUUAAAUUUACCGAGAUUGAGAAUGCUUACAGACAGAUUCGUAAGGCAAGAAUGGAGCAGAAAGAAAAUAGUGAGACAGUAUCUGAAGUUGAAGAAUUCGAUAUUAGACAUACAGCUCCACAACAUCGUCAUUAUUUAACAUAUAAUGUAGGAACUGGAACAUACAGUAAACGACAAAAGUUGUAUACAGCAAACAGGGCUCAGAAAGCAGCUGAUAAUGUAAUAGAACAUAGGCUUAAAAAAUUACAGGCUGAAGAACGUAAUACACUGGUUGGAAAAGACAAAGAGCGUGCAAAAGAUAUUAAAACACGAUUUGGAAUGGAUCGUUUGGUAGAAGAUUUAAUACAAGAAGCAAUGAAGAAAGGUGAAUUUAAUGAUCUACCAGGCACGGGUAAACCUCUAAAAGAAAAUAUAAAUACACGAAAUCCAUACGUUGAUUUUGUAACGUACAAAUUAAACGAGGUAUUAAUCGAAAAUGGAUUUACGCCUGAGUGGAUACAAUUAUCUAAAGAAAUCAGAGAAGAGACGGCGAAUUUACGGAAGCAAUUAAAAGAAGCUCGAAACGAAGUAGGUGUUCUACCAUUGAGUUCUGCAGAUGAAUCAACUUGGAAAAACAUCGUAGAAGAUUUUAGAUCAGUGGUAAAACGUGUAAAUAAUAAAAUCGAUAAAUACAAUUUAUUAGUACCUAUACUUCAGAAACAAAUGCUUCAUAUCAAGUUAGAAGAUCUAGCAAAUGAAGCACUUUCUACACUACCAAAGAAAAAAACGAAAAAAUAUUCGGAUUAUGAAAAUAUGAAUUCUAAUGAUACUAUGAAUCAACAUAAUGAAGGUAUACUUGAUGUUAUAACUUCAUUUUUAAUAAAAACAAAUGGUUAUAUAUGA
Molecule: messenger RNA, 1104 nt
Organism: Dufourea novaeangliae
Lineage: Eukaryota; Metazoa; Arthropoda; Insecta; Hymenoptera; Halictidae
Product: dnaJ homolog subfamily C member 28
Exons: 6
Coding region: 1-1104 (367 amino acids)
Source: RefSeq, a predicted model, not a curated record